This is a messenger RNA of Colius striatus (speckled mousebird), 1251 nucleotides long. RefSeq names its product chromosome 7 C15orf40 homolog (gene C7H15orf40). The record is from RefSeq and is a predicted model, not a curated record. Bases 136 to 561 code for a protein of 141 amino acids. Lineage: Eukaryota; Metazoa; Chordata; Aves; Coliiformes; Coliidae. The transcript has 4 exons. Gene Ontology annotation, cellular component: cytoplasm.
CUUUAAGUGCCUGCUGUAGUGCCGGCCGUCCAGGCGCUCAGUCUCCGCAGGCACUCGUGUGCGAGGACAGGAGGAAGGGCCCUGGCACCAUGCGACCGUGAUGCAGCACGCGGCCGGGGCGGGGCGCGCAGCGCUAUGAUGGCCCUCGGCGGCUUCCGUCGGCUCGUGGCGGCGCCGGUGCGGAGCGGCGGCGGGGGCAUGCCCCGAAAGGGAAAAGGAGCCGGGAAGGGGCCUGCGGAACCCGGCGCCGCCGCGGGACCGGGGGUGGUGUCAGCGGGCGACGGCUGCGUGAGGGUGGCGGUUCGCGCCAAGCCCGGCGCCCGGUGCAGCGCUGUCACAGAUGUGACAGCUGAGGCAGUAGGUGUGGCUAUUGCUGCACCUCCAUCAGAAGGGGAGGCAAAUGCAGAGCUGUGUCGCUACCUCUCUAAGGUGCUAGAAGUGAAGAAGAGUGAAGUUGUUUUAGAGAAGGGUGGGAAAUCACGUGAAAAAGUGGUGAAGAUUUUGGGAUCGAUGACACCAGAUGAGAUUUUAGAAAAACUGAAAAAAGAAGCUUCCAGUUGACCUAAAACAGAAUGGGAAAUGAGACAAUGCAUCUUGGUAAAUGGAUAUUCAUUCUCAUGUAAAUCUAGUCCUAUUGAGAAACAUGGUAAUAACAAAGGAAAGAUGCCUCUCCCCCCCCCCCCCCCACCUUCUUAAUGUAUCUGCUGUACAGUUGAAGUUUAUUUGUGUAGAUUUGGUUAGAAAAGCUUGUCUUUACUUUUUUUAUUCCUCUCUGGAGAGUGUCCUGUUGGUAAGAUUUGUCCUCUUUCCUGAUCCCUCAAGAAAUGCUUUAGAAAACUUGCUUCUGAGUGAAACAAACUUUGGUUGACAAAGUGAAAGGCUUGGAAUGACAGGCUUCAAUGUGAAAAGUGGUACAAAAGGGUGAGCCUGGAUGGUAAAGACCCUAGAAGGAUGUUCUUUUGUUUGUCUUAUUCACAAGUACUGGAUGCAGUUUUUGCACUGUGUGCACAUAAGUGCAUCUAAAAAGUAUUUGAAGCCAGUAUGCUGUUGUUGAUUACACAGGACAGCUGAAACCAUAUCAACAAACCCAGAAGUUUGCAAUGUGAAAAACCUGACCCAGAACCUCGUAAUUGCAUCCAUGGUGUCAUUUUGUAAUAGUCUGUAAUUAGUUUCCUGAAAAGCAGAGAGAGAACCAUGUGUCUUUACCAAAUCUAUGUCAAGUGUAAUGACUGUUUUUAAUAAAAGGGGCAA